This is a messenger RNA of Protopolystoma xenopodis, 558 nucleotides long. The record is from the annotation of a GenBank genome assembly. Lineage: Eukaryota; Metazoa; Platyhelminthes; Monogenea; Polystomatidea; Polystomatidae.
AUGGAUAGUGGAGGAGAUAGUGAUGGCGCGGGUGAUUCAGAUACUGGUGGGAUUAAUAGCAGCGGGGCCGCGGAAGAGGGCCCAAAUGGUCUUGUCGGCUGCAGAGGAUUGCGUGCAAGUGCAGCCAACAGAUCUUAUGUUGGUAUGGACGUAGAAGGAGAAGGAGAUUCGGAUGCUUUUGAUGGAGAAAACGGCACGGGCGGUCUUGGCAGUGGUGAUGAUGUCUCUGGUAGUGGGAAUCGGCGUCGAAGAAAACCAAAUGAUGACGAUGAACCAUUUGAGAUACGGCUCAAAGAACCUGCUGAAGCUCGAUUUCCACAUCUAAUGCGUAAGACCUCAGAAGCGACUCGUCGGCGACGAGAGCGCGUCGGGUUUGGCGUGUCACGUGGUCCGAAUGGUCCUAGCUCGACUAAACCAUAUCGACAGACUGAUGGUAUGGCUGCUAAUGAGGCAGCUGAGGCAGGCAGCUUAAAGCGUUUUGUACAUCGUCUUGAUUGUCUACUUGAAAAUGAAGAUCUAGACCUCAAGUUCCCAGUCACAUCUGAUGGAGCACUUAAG